Rotaria sordida is the source of this 900-nucleotide messenger RNA. Lineage: Eukaryota; Metazoa; Rotifera; Eurotatoria; Philodinida; Philodinidae. The record is from the annotation of a GenBank genome assembly.
AUGUUUCCAGAAUUGCCUGUUUCUGGACUACCUUUAAAUAGUACACCACGUGAAGCAUUUGUAACAUUUUGUAAUAAUCAACCAAAGUAUCUUUCUCUUCUAAUUGUUAUACUUGAUGCUGUUCAUCAUUUUUCAACACGUCCUAUUAUAGCUUAUGGAAUUAAUGUUGAUUUAAAUAUCGACAAUAAAAAAUAUCCACGUUUAAUCAAACGACGUUUAAGUCAAAAAGAUUGUGGACCAUCUAUUUAUUUUUGUAAAAUCUAUGCUAUUGUACACAGUCAAAUUGAUUAUGGAAUAUAUAUAGAAGCUGAUACUUUAGUUAAUUGGAAUGUUGAUAUUCUUUUCGAUGUUCUUCAUCGAUGGCCAUAUCCAUUACCACUUUCACCUCGUCAUCCGGAUGAUCCUAGGAAUUAUGGACAUUUUUUAAAACGAUUUAAACUUGAUUUCAAACAUCGGACUACACCAUAUAUACAUGCUCAUAUAUUAUGGAAUUAUCGUGCAUAUCCAUUUCUUCAACGAGCUAUUACUCUUAUACGUCAAGGUCAUUUUAUAGGUGCUAACUUUGAUGAAACAGGUAUCAAUGUUCUUUUAUGGCAAGCUAAAGCAAAUCAUACAUUAUGCAAAAUAGAUCCCUACUAUAGUUUUUUAUCAGCUUAUGAAUCGAACCAGACGAUAUGUAGUAAAUAUUGUCAUACAGCAUACAUUUUUAUUCAUGGUUGUAAAGAUGCAAAUGAAAUGCAUAAGCUAUUCAAACGAUUAAAAAAUCAUACUGGAUCGCCAUUUAUUCAAACUCCUCAUCAUGGAAUGCAUUAUUUAAAUGAGACACAAUAUACAUGUUGUUAUCCAGAUAGCCAUCCAUCAUCUAUUCAUCCAUUGCUCUGUGAACAUCGAAGACAAUAA